AUGCCAUUAGACGACGAAUCCCAGAGCGUUCACACAUUCGAGCAGCCGGUAGACAAUGUCGAGGAGAUGCCACAGGCCUUGAUUAACUUCAGGCACGCCAACCCCGAUAAAGAAACGGACAUUCUCGACAUCGAUUUGAUUGAUAAGGAUGAUAUCCAGGCGUGCGCAGAAUACGUAAGAGAGAUAUAUGAGUACCUACUUCAGUCUGAGGGUAAGUACAUGCUUGGUUCGGACUUUUUGUCGAACCAGAUAGACUUUGAUGCAGAGGACCGCACGCUACUUGUUGACUGGAUCUCUAGGUGUCACACACGCUUCAAUUUGGCCAACGAGAGCUUCUUUCAUUGCAUAGCGAUUUUUGACAGUUAUCUUUCUCGCGUGGUAGUACCCAAGGCCUCUAACAGACUUGUUGGCAUUUGCUGUCUUUUCAUUGCAGCAAAGUACGAGCAAAGCUAUAUUCCUUCACUUAGGCAUUUUGUGGAGGCGCUGACCCAGGUCGACCCGGAAUUCCUCGUCAAUUGUAAGUGCGAGGGUAACCGUUCGGGACCGUGCUACAGGUGCAGUCGCGAAGCUAUAAUAGAUACGGAAGAAUCUAUCCUGCAUACGCUGGAUUUCCAGCUGGCUAUGCCCACAAUUCUCACAUUCCUACGAAGGUAUGCCAGAAUUUCGGAAAUGAAGAAUCGAGACCGUUACAUUGCAUUUUAUAUCUCUGAACUCUCGUGUCUGACGACAAGUAUCUUCAAAUUUAAGCCUAGCGAGAUUGCGGCAGGCUGCAUUGCGAUGUCCCGUAGAUUGACUCGGAAGCCGACUUGGGACGAAACCCUCGAAAAGUAUUCUGGAUACACUGAGAGCGAUACAAAAAAGGUUAUGGCGGAGAUUUCUACGAUCAUGAAGAAAUACGCUUGUAACCCGAAGGCCAGAUACAUAAGGCGCAAAUACUCGCAAGAGGAUCGCUUCUACGGGGUGUCCUUGAUGAUUGAGACUGUGGUAACGCAGGCGCUAACUCUUAAUACAAAGGAAGCAAAGUAA
Giardia duodenalis is the source of this 1026-nucleotide messenger RNA. RefSeq names its product G2/mitotic-specific cyclin B. Gene Ontology annotation, cellular component: nucleus; cyclin-dependent protein kinase holoenzyme complex; centrosome. Gene Ontology annotation, molecular function: cyclin-dependent protein serine/threonine kinase regulator activity. The transcript has a single exon. The record is from RefSeq and is a predicted model, not a curated record. Gene Ontology annotation, biological process: mitotic cell cycle phase transition; regulation of cyclin-dependent protein serine/threonine kinase activity. Bases 1 to 1026 code for a protein of 341 amino acids. NCBI's taxonomy places the organism in Eukaryota, Fornicata, Diplomonadida, Hexamitidae.